Molecule: messenger RNA, 1326 nt
Organism: Protomyces lactucae-debilis
Lineage: Eukaryota; Fungi; Ascomycota; Taphrinomycetes; Taphrinales; Protomycetaceae
Exons: 1
Biological process (GO): inosine biosynthetic process; adenosine catabolic process
Molecular function (GO): adenosine deaminase activity
Source: RefSeq, a predicted model, not a curated record
GCAAGUCCUGUGCAUGCACUCCUGAAAAGAAUGCCAAAAGGUGCACUCUUACAUGCACACUUUGAUGCAAGUGUCGAGUGCAGCGUGUUGCUUGAACAGGCACGACAAAACAAGCAUUUGCACGUCAAGUUUGAUCGGCCGUUACGAGCCAAGGAAGGCUGCUGGAAUGCUCCCAUCCCAAGCUUCAGGCCGUUCAAGGAGGUGCAAGGGACAGAGCCAGGUAUAGACUGGUGUCCAUGGUCGACGGUUCAAAAGACAUGGUCAGAUAUCAGUGGCAGUUCCGGCUAUGAUACUGCAGACGCCUGGCUUCGAAGUGCAAUCGAACUUCAACGGCAUCAAGUCGAGCCUGCAGAGCUGAGUAUCAAUGAUGUCUGGGCUAGCUUUCUCAAAUCCUUUGGUAUCAUUGAAGGUCUACUCUUCUACGAAACGGCACUUCGAGCGUAUUGUUUGCAUCUCUUUGAGCAGCUUUUACAAGAUGGACUCUGUUAUGUCGAAUUGCGUGUGAAUUUCGCAGUGGAGGGCGUCUACUCAGAUGAUGGCAGUGCGUUGCAUGGUCAUGAGAAAAUCAUUCGCAUCAUCGAUGCUGCACAUACCGAGUUCAGAGCGACUCUUGAAGCUCGCCAAGAGGGACGCCACUGGGUCGGCUACAAGAUCAUCUACUGUGGUCUCCGUUUCUUUGAACCAAGUCUCGUUGCGCAGCAUCUGAAGGCUUGCUUUGGGAUGAAGCGCAAGUUUCCAGAGAUCAUUUGUGGCUUUGAUUUGGUUGGACAGGAAGAUACAGGACGUCCAUUACAGUACUACAAAAAAGAACUGCUUGAGUUUAGGCAGAUGUGCGCUGCAGAGGGUGUCGAGUUGCCCCUUAUUUUGCAUGCCGGUGAGACGCUAGCGAGCGGUCAUGGUGCAGACGACAACUUAUUUGAUGCAAUCUUGCUGGGUGCGAAACGUAUCGGGCACGGUGUCUCUUUAACACACCACCCGCUUCUCAUGCAACUGGCAAAGUCACAUGGCAUCUGCGUUGAAGUGUGUCCCAUCUCCAACGAACUGCUCCAUCUCUGCAAGACCAUCCAAUCGCAUCCACUACCGGAAUUACUAGCGUAUGGCGUUCCUUGUGCCAUCAAUACAGAUGAUGCCAUGAUUCUACAGAAUACCAUGACGGCGGACAUGUCACAGGUCUUGCUCUCCAACACACGCUUGGAUCUCGUCUCUUUGCGAGAACUGGGGAUGGUGAGUAUUCGGCAUAGUUGCCUGAGUGAAGCGCAAAGGGUGAAAGCGCUCGAACGUUACAAGGAAGAUUUUGCAGCAUUUUGCGGCAAGGUCGUUCAGGAA